Aureobasidium subglaciale EXF-2481 is the source of this 4945-nucleotide messenger RNA. RefSeq lists its product as uncharacterized. Gene Ontology annotation, molecular function: phosphopantetheine binding. The transcript has a single exon. NCBI's taxonomy places the organism in Eukaryota, Fungi, Ascomycota, Dothideomycetes, Dothideales, Saccotheciaceae. Gene Ontology annotation, cellular component: cytoplasm. Bases 193 to 4476 code for a protein of 1427 amino acids. Gene Ontology annotation, biological process: amino acid activation for nonribosomal peptide biosynthetic process; secondary metabolite biosynthetic process. The record is from RefSeq and is a predicted model, not a curated record.
CAUUGCCUGAUUUGCCAUCCCUGCAUCCUUCGUACACUGUUGAUACGUUCUUCAUUGGUGAUCUUGUUGCCUUGUGCAGUCUUUCGUCCUUGUUCUUCUUUCUCCUUUCUUCUCGCAAGAUCCUUACAGAGGCUGCCCAAUUGCCUCAGGUAACGUCUAUCCGGCCUCCCGUCUUCACCAGCGGACUUCGCUAUGGACUCUCGAUUUCUCAUAGGCGAUGCGCCUCUCGAUGCGGAGCCAGUCGCACCAACGUCUGUGACCACACUACCGCAGUUGUUUCACCACAUGGCAACUAUACAACCCAACAGCAUUGCGUACUCUGUUCAAACACCACAUGGACUACAGACAAUGACAUAUGCUGAGGCAGAUGCCAAAGCAAUGUCUCUGGCCAUACGCAUCGCAGCCCUCUCCUCACAGACCGGAGAUUACAAAGUACCAACAGUAGCCAUCUGGCUAGAAAAGGGCCUCGACCUAAUCAUCGCUAUCCUCGCAACUACAUACUCUGGCGCCACAUGGCUUCCUCUCGAUCCAGAUGUCCCUGCAGAGCGUGCCGCCGUCUGCGCGCUUGAUGCCUCUGUCUCUUUGAUCAUCAGUGAUGAGGCCCAUGCGGAUCAAGUUCGGGAUGUGCAAGAGCGAGUUGCACUGAACAUGUCAGGCACUGGAAAGUCGCCCUUACAAUGUCGCACAAUCUCUGGAUUGUCUCUGGAAGCGAGAUCACUACAUGCUUCCAGCACUACAGCCGCUGGGUCAAUACCUGGUCCUCGACCUAUAGAUGCUGCCUAUCUCAUAUACACCUCGGGAACGACGGGAACGCCUAAAGGCAUUGCUAUUCCUCACUCAGCUGCAUUAAUGUUCUCUCUGAGUGAGCAGAAGGUCCUGGAAACAAGUCCGCGAGACAUCGUUUGGAACGGCUUCAGUCCAGCAUUCGACAUGUUUGUCGAGGAGAUGUGGGUCACCAUCGCUGGUGGAGGUCACCUCGCCAUCGGCACUAGAGCAGAAUGCCGCGACGUACCUGCCCUACCCUCAGUAUGGGCCAGCCGUGGUGUCACUCUUGUCAACGCUGUUCCUACCCUGAUUGGCAUCAUGAACAUCGCACGAACAGACGAUGGCGACUCUCUUCUUCCGUCGUGUGUACGCCUGAUCAACCUUGGUGGUGAGGCUUGUCCGCCUGCAUUGGUGGAGCGUCUUGCUAGACCUGGUCUUCGCAUCAUCAAUACUUAUGGUCCUACUGAGACUACCGUCACUGCUACCUGGGACGAGCUCCAACCUGGUAUUCCCGUUACCAUUGGCAAACCGCUGCCUGGAUAUCAUGCGUGCCUUCUCCAUAUCUAUGAUGACAGUCUGCCAGCCGAUAUCGACCCAUUAGAGUGGCGCGAGGGCGUUGAGGGAGAGUUGGCUAUUGGAGGUCCUUGUGUUGGACUUGGCUAUGUUGGACGCUCUGAUUUGACAUCACAAAAGUUCAUCUCUCACCCAUUACUGCCUGCUGGGGAAGAGAAGCUGUAUCGCACUGGCGAUCGUGUUAAAUUACAGGCCGACGGAAAAAUCAUCUUCCUCGGUCGCAUCGAUACUCAGGUCAAACACCGCGGCUUUCGCAUCGAGCUCGGCGAGAUCGAGUCACGACUCUACGGCGUUUCAAACGUGCAAGCUGCAUCCGUCAUUCUAGCCAACGCAAACUCUGAGUCGGCACGUCUGGAAGCUUUCGUCGUCCUCAAAGACGGAGCUUCUCGUAAUAUUGCCGCAAUCCAGCAGACCGCAUUCGCCAGCUUGCCAGCCUACAUGCGUCCAGAGGAGAUCUUCUUCCUGGAAGCAGACGAGAUGCCGAGACUCCCAAGCGGCAAGAUCAAUGCUAAAGCUUUGCAAGAUGUCUCUACGCGUGUCAAUGCUGAAAGAGCGGUCGCGCAGUCUAGCAGUGACGACGACUCGAUUGACACCUUGAGCACGAUGCCAAUGGAUGGUGUGCUAGGUCUAUUGCUCGCUACACUGUCGCCUUUGUUUCCUCAAGCACGCGUGAGGCCUGAUAGUGACAUCUUCAACGACCUCGGUGGACACUCGCUGAUUGCAGCUAUCCUUGUAUCUCGACUUCGACAAGCACAACUCGACAAAGACCACACUCAACCUUUUGCGUCCAUAGGUCUUGCCGACAUCUAUGAGGCACGUACGCCAGCCAACAUCGCCUCUCGCUUUCAAGUCUCACCACAAGGCAAAGGCCUCCGCAUCGACGUUGAUGAGACUGACUCUCUGGACGACGAAGAAGGUACUGGACCCUGGACUGGAGAUUACCUUCCCGUCUCACAGACAAAGUACGUGCUUUGUGGUAUCGCUCAACUUGUACCUCUCCUCUUCCUCUUCUUCUUGCAGUCAAUCGAGAUCUUGGUACCGUAUCUGGUUUUCGAUUUCCACGCUGUUGCCGGUAGGAUUGGUUUUGCCAUCCUGGCGGCCUAUGGUGUCUUUGUGGUCAUCCCGCCUGCUCUGAGCAUCGUGGCUCUCAUGGGCAAGUGGAUACUUCUGGGUAAAGUACAACCGGGCGAGCAUCCGCUUUAUGGCGUUUACUACUUCCGCUGGUGGUUCGCUGAUCGCUUGACUGCGUUGGCAAAUCCGAAGUUGAUUGCCGAUAGUGGAUUAUACCCUUAUUUCCUUAGAGCUAUGGGCGCCAAGGUUGGGCAAUUUUGCCAUCUUGGUCCCUUGCAGAUUGGACCUUGCUUUGAUCUUGUUGAGAUUGGGGAUGAUGUCGUGAUCGGUGGUGAUGUUUUAUUGGGCGUCUGUAUGGUUGAACGUGGACGUUUGAUCCUCAAGCGAGUCGUCAUUGGAAAUGGUGUCAGUAUUGGGUCUCGUUGUGCUAUCGAAGGUGAUGCUACGAUCGGAAACGGAGCAGAGAUUGCAUCGCUUUCUCUGGUACCUUCUGGUAUGCAUGUACCUGACUCCCAUCGCUACCACGGAUCGCCCGCUCGUCUGGAAAAGAUCAAGACGGAUGAUGGAUCUUCUCGACCUGAGGACACAAGACCUUCUAAAGCUCGUGCAACAGCCAUGUUGCUCGGUAAUGCAUUCGUAGUCUUCUUGGUUCUGCCUCUCCUGUACUUCGUACCCCAGAUCCCUGGUCUGAUUCUCUUCGACGUGCUGGAUUUCCGGUCUAUCAGUGGAUGGCAACAAGUCGCCAUCCUAUCAGUACCGAUCUGUUUCGCCUACCAGGUCUUGGUGUUUGCUCAGCUUCUGCUCUACCGCCAUCUUUUCCUCGGUAAACUAAAGGAAGGCACGUAUAGUAUCUAUAGUGUCUUUUACCUUCGCAAAUGGUUCAUUGAAAGACUCAUGGAUCUCGCUCUGGAUGUCCUUCAUCCUGUUUUUGCAACCAUUUACAUAAUUCCCUUUCUCAGGGCUUUGGGAACAAAGAUUGGCAAGCGCGCCGAAGUCUCCACCGCCCGCAAUGUACCUUUCGAACUUCUGGAGAUCGGAGAGGAAAGUUUCGUCGCGGAUGCUGUUAUCAUGGGAGAAGGCGUGGUCAAAAACAACACACUUACUUUGGCGAAGACAAAGCUCGAACCUCGCGCUUUUGCUGGAAACGCCUCUGUGCUUCCUCAAGGCACUACACUUGCUUCCGGCACACUGCUGGGUGUCCUUUCUAUCGCCCCGCCAGCAAACACACCGAUGGCGAAUAACAGCUCUUGCUUUGGUUCUCCACCAGUCCUGAUGCCAAACCGACAACGAGCAGAAGGCCACGAAGACUCUCUCCUUUUCCGCCCCUCCGCUGGCCGUAUAGCCGCCCGUCUCACAAUCGAAGGCCUCCGCAUCGUCAUCCCCCGCGCGAUCAUCAUCUUCGGUCUCGGCUUCAGUCUCCAAAUGGCUCACGACGGCUACGCCAAAAUCGGCGCCGUGCACACUCUACUCAUGCUCCCCCUCUUCUACUUCUUCCUCUUCGCCCUCCCAGCCUUGACCUUCACAGCAGCGAUUAAAUGGCUGCUAAUCGGCCGCUAUAAACCCGCAGAAUGGCCCCUCUGGAGUCUAGAAGUCUGGCUGAGUGAAGCCGUAACCUCCACCUGGGAAACCCUCACCGAACCCUUGCUAGCAGCAAAUCUAGUGGGAACGCCAUAUCUCGCCAUGUGUUUCCGUCUCAUGGGUGCCAAAGUCGGUGCUAGAGUUACACUUCUCUCUUCGGAUAUCACGGAAUAUGAUUGUGUGGCAUUUGAGGAUGAGUGUAUGGUUAACAAGCUUUGUGGUGCUCAGACACAUCUUUUUGAGGAUAGGGUUAUGAAGGUGGGCAAUGUUAGGGUGGGGAGGAGGGCUUGUAUGAAGCCGUUUAGUGUUUGUUUGCCGGGAAGUGUGGUGGGGGAUGGAGCACAGUUGGGUUGUUUGAGUCUUUUGAUGAAGGGGGAGGUUUUGCCUGAGGAGACUGCUUGGGAGGGCGCACCUGUUGUGCCUAGGAAAAGAAGAAACGGUGUGAGGAGGGUAAAUAUCAAUGGUGAUGUAGAGAUGUUGACGGUGUAGAUUAGACUCGUGCAAUUGUGUAUGAUCAAGCUCAAUUUUUGUCAUGAAUAAAAAAGCAUCCCUGCAUGGUCGGGUCUGGCAAGUUCAAUCGAAAAAUGCUUGCGAAUUCUUCAUGACACUUACCUUCGUUUCUUCACUCUUUCAUGAACUAGUCCGGUGACUCGACUCGAAUGAUCGCCAUUUCCUCAGAGACUCAUACAUUAUCAAAUACUUCCCCUCCGUCAAUCCAUCAACACAACUUACCCCCAACCCCCUUUUCAUCAACACAAACCCUAUCCUUUACCUCUCCCCCCAUACCUCCAUCAAUAUCCUCCCUCUUAACCCCCUCUUCCAUCCCCUACAACUUCUCAACAUCCCCAUCCCCAUCCCCAUCAUCACACUUCCAACCCCCUUUCUUCCCCUUCCCAAAACACUCUCCACAAGCAUUAGCCUCCGGAUGCCUAGCCUUCAACCACAUGCCCACAACCGC